AACAAAAUCAAAAUGGCGGAAGAAAAACGCUCAAGCAAGAAACGCGCGAAAGAAGAGCAAAAUACUGAGGAUGAAAGUGAAGAUGAAAUGAUAGGUCCACUUCCAGUUCAAGCUAGUAAACCAAAGAAAAAGAAAGGUAUAUUUAUAAUGGAUAGACGUGAUUCUUUAAUUGCCAAAAUGCAGCCUUUUUUAAUAUGUUCAUAACUUCAUGUGUAGACAUGUGUAGUGUAGUCACAUAGACACUGAGACACAGACACUUGUUAGUUGUUGCAUGAAUACAAACAUGGCACCAAAAUUGUGACAAAUCACAAGGUUUUAGAUUUGUUAAAUUACUCUUAACGCAUUUCGCCAAUAUUCCACAUCAAAUUAUGCUGAGCAUGCAUCGCACAACUUCACACCAGAGAUAUGCCAAAAUAUUUGUAAUCAUAUGCAAAGAUCAUUUACAUUUACUUAUUUUUUGGUCAAUAUUGAUGCCAAAGCAAGUGGUGGGCAAAGAAUAUUUGAGUUGACUAAACAUCAGCUUUUCAUGAGUCAAACUAAUGUACGAGUCAAAUCCAACCGCGAUCAGCCCCCCCCCCCGGGCAACCCCAGGGCAUUUGACUUAACAUUACCCCCGUAUAGGCGGGAAUUUGACAGCCCGGUCGGGAAUUUGACGGCCCGGCCGGGCAUUUGACCACUUGACAACAACUUGCUCAGUGCUAGUUUUCCCUAAAAAUAUGUGUACAUUCUAGCGCUUUACGAGUUUUCUAUUUUGCGUCUUUUCGAUAGUUUGAAAAUUGCUUCUGAAUCACAAAUAUCAAUCAUAGAUAUAUGAUACAAUAUGCCCAGUUGAACAAAAAGAAGAACUGUCUGGCCUAUUUUUCGUUCUUUUUAAUCUUGAAAUACUUGUUCAAUUUAAUUUUAGUCAAAAUUCCAGAAACAGGACUACCCCUAUAGCAGGGCAUUUGACUGUGGUUUCUGCCUGUUCGGGCGGGCAUUUGACCGAUUAUUUUUUCAAAAGUCGGGUUGCCGGGGGGGGGGGGCUGAUCGCGGUUGGAUUUGACUCGUACAUAAUUUAAAAUUAAACAAUUAUGGCCAUGUAAAAAAAUAUCCCGGUCUAUCAUCAGUGGUAGACCGGGAUAUUUCCGCUCUCGCGGUCUGCCGGAAAUAGUGAUUUUAAAAAUAAAAAAUCCAUGUAGCAUGAAAAAUGGAUGCGGGCACUGAUGAUAACCAAGUUGUAUGGGCCGUAAUAAUUUUAUUUAAUGUGAUUGACGGCAUUGACACAAUUUUGAUCAAUUCAUGAAUUACAAAGCAGAAAACUUCUACAUUUUCCAGAUUAGACCAAACAAGAAUUUGUUGGUUUCAGGUUUCUGACCAACCUGUUAAAAAUGCCUCCCACCAUAAACAUUUUAUUUACAUACAGGGCUGCAAAUAAAUACUUGACUUGACAGGACAUUUGUCCGAUCACUUUUAAUUUUGGUCGGACAUAGCUUGAAUUUGGUCUGACAAAAACCAACACCACUAAAUUUGAUCAGACAUAUAUACGUCACAAGAUAUAUAUAAGUCACAAGACAGCAGUCACAGACAUACCGGGUGGCCCAAAAAAAAGUACUCCUGUUUGAUUCGUAAUAACAUCUAAACAAGUAUAGCUUUUAAAGAGAAAUAACUUGCAUCAAAUAGAGGAAGGACUAACUUAGACUUUGAUAUAUUACAGUUGUAUUUCACUUAAAAAUUCACGGAGAUAUUAAUCUUUAAAUUGGGGAGGAUAUUUCUGGAUGUGUCUGAAAUAUGCAAAAAUCGGCGUAUCAAAUAUUAAUCAAGAUUUGCCCGACUGAAACAUGCACUAUUACCAGUAAAUAAAUGACACUUGACAAAUUGUUUAUUAUGAAACAAAGUAUUAUUAUAUCUAUUAAUCCUGCUCUAACCGAGAAAUAAUCAACUUUGUUUUGAACCCAUGAAAAACAUAAAAAUAGGUUAUUUUAAGAAAAAUUGAAGCGCCUGCCUUGCAUGGUCUUUCAGUACCUUAAGUUUGCAAAGACCUAUUAAAUACUUACAUAAUUUCGAACGUUCAUAUUUCAGGAAACAAUAAGUUAAGACUUACAUGUAAAAUGUCUAAAUCUACGCCAUAUCCCUUACAAACCCUAACGACAAUUCGCUGAAAUACAAUUUACCCUGAUAUGUCAUUAAGCAAACAAACGCUGUAGUGAAAAUUUGAUACGCCGAUUUUCGCUAAUUUUAGACACAUCCCAAAAUGUGCUCCCGAUUUUGAACAUUAAUAUCUCCGUGAAUUUUUAAGUAAAAUACAACUGUAACAUAUCAAAAUCUAAGUUAGUCCUUCCUCUAUUUAAUGCAAGUUAUUUCUGUUUGAUAGCUUUACUUGUUUAGAAGUUAUUAUAAAUCAAACAGGAGUACUUUUUUUUGGGCCACCCGGUAUAUAUAGCCAUUCUGGCAGAACCUUAAGUAAAGUGCUAGAAUGACUCGUAAAUUUUAUUGCAGAAUGCAAAUUGAGUGAAUUUGCAAUCGGAUUUUGUCACAGCAAAAAAUGUAUAGUGUGACAGGUUUUUUUUGUGAUCAGACCAAUGUCCGAAUUGCCAAAUUUAGUUGGACAUUGUCCGAUGUCCGACAAUAAUUUGCAGCCCUGUACAUAUAAAAAGUAAAGCUUUCCUUCUUUACAACAAUAUGAUUUCUAUUUAACAUUUUGUCUGUCAUAAUUGUGUCUACGAUGCAAGUUAAUGAUAUUUCAAGAGAGGCUUGGACCUAACUUGUCUCACAUACAUGGAAACAAGGCUUAAAAGGCUUUUAUGACCAAAUUAUUCACUUUCUGGCAGGGUUUUGAAAUCUGUGGUGUUUCCUGCAAUCUGAUUAGCUCUUUGCAGUGCGAUUUUGAGCAUGAAUUGCACUCUUAGCAUCAGCCUUAGUUGUACAUAAUGCAGUUGCAGCAAACAAAGUCAGUACUUGAAAUGUUCCAAAAUUUGUAGUUUGUCAUCUCACUUUUAUAUAUGUUUAAAAGAUUAGUGAGUGACUUGGGACAGAUUUUAUAAGUUGUACAUGAUUUUUGCUUAGUUCUCUUUCUUUCUGUUUUAAGUGGCUUAGUUAUUCCAGCCCAAUGCCUGUAAAGCAACAGAUUGAUCUGUGUCAACAAUGUCAUCGCUCAUAUGUACUUAUGAUAAUUUCAGCAGCUCUAUUUUGGAGUUUUUGAAAUCUAUAAAUGUUUGCACAUGGUUUGGUUGAUGUUGUAUAUCCUUCCUAUGUCUGUAAUAAAUAAGUUUAGUUCCUUCUAUUUCUGUUUGCUUUUGUUUAUACUGUAAAAUGAAAGUUCAGCUUGUUUGAUUUUUGCUAUUCUAUGGUAUUCAGGGAGUAUCGCAGGUGUGUUUGUAAAUUAUACAGAAUAAUUAUAAUUGUAAAUUAUACUGUUUCCAGUGUCCAAAAUUGUUUCCGGUUUUAAAAUGAAUUCAGAUUUGAAGCAAAUGUUGUAUAAUUAUAACUACCUAAAUUCUGAGAAAAGAAAUGGAACAUUAGAUCUUCCACUAACAAUUUUACAGCUAACCUCUGAAAUAUUUAAAUAAUUAUCAAAUUUAAGUACUUCCAUGAGAUAAUAUGGAGUGGCACUUGCUCUGCUCUCUGCAAAGAAUAUACUCCUCAAACACUUAUUUUGUUUAGUGCUAACUUUAAACUUUUGUUAAACUAGAUUUACUGUACAUAAUUAUGCAUUUCCCCAACUCAUUACUCCAUAGAUUAAAUAAGUAUAAAUAAGUGCAUAAUAUGGUUGCUUAAUACAGGCACGGAUUUUCUGGGGGGGGGGGAAUGGGGGGGAGGGUGUGCACCGAAAUGAUUUGCACCAUUUAAAUCGGCUAUCGUCAGUUUCAUUGGGUAACAAUAUACGGUAGGCAUGCAUGCUCAAUCAAGAACAAUUUGGUUGUUUGAAAUUUUUAUCUGUACAUUUUAAUGACACACAAUUGGAAAAUUAAAAAGCAAAAAAAUUUUCUGUUUGCAAAGCAAAAAUUUCCCGCCAGAUAAACGACAUCCGGGACACCGGUCCAGAUACGGAAAAUACGGACCACGGUCCGGAUAUGGGUUUUUACAGACCGCUUGUCAACCAAUCAGAAUAGAGAAUUUUGAAAAGCCAUAUAAUAAAGAACAUUACAUUUGUCCAUUUAUUUUAUAAAUUUAUCUUUGGCUAUUAUGGUCAUGACUUAGUCAGUGGUCUAAUGGCUUUAUAAUAUCACGUGGUGUCAUUGAUGAUAAAACUAAAACUAAUGUACUUCUUUUGCAGUUUUCAAAUAACUGAAGAAUCUUGAUUUACGUGUGGGUAUUCUCUUUAGGCCUAAAAAAAUACCUGUGGUUCCGGUUUCCCGACCGACCCUAUUUUUUUCUCCCGACCCUAUUAUUUUUUCGACGCGUGCGACCCUACUUUCUCCGGAUGGUUGCGGGCUGCUCAUACAGCGUGCCAAAAUGGCCUCUGUUGUCACAAUAAUUAUUGAACUAAAUUGCCUAAAUUCGUCCAUAGGAAAUAUGAAUCUCUAGUUAAUAUCGAUGUCGGGACUGAAUAUCGCCCAGGAUAAAAACGCCAAAACCAUGAAAAAACUAUUCAAAAAAAAAAUUAUUUCCCACCUUUUUAGGCCUUAUGCAUGUGUACUGUAACUUUGUUGAACGCUUCAGUUCUAGAAUUUGAACAAGUAUAUCUGGACAACUUACCAUCAUCAGAAUCGUACGAGAAAAGUUACAUGCAUCGUGAUUUCAUCACGCACAUUGUGGCCACAGGGUAAGUUUGUAGACACAUGCAUAUAAUACUUAUCACUUAUUUACUGAGACCGAGGGAAAUAGUGUGUUUUGUGGACCCGAGACAGACAUCGACGGUCGAGAGUCCACAAAACACACUGCUUUCCCGAGGUCUCAGUAAAUAAGUGUUUUAAUUUAUAUCAAUAGUCAAAGAAACAACAAAUUAAAGAACAAAUGAACGUAAAUACAUGAAAUAUUUUAUUGUUAAAACGUUAUAUUAAACAAUGGCUACACUGCAGUUACUUAAAGCGAAAGUUUUAAUUACGUACUAGGCAUGUCCAAAGGUCGCACCUUAACGUGAUGGCGCACGUGAUUUUUUUUGUUAUUCGCCGGUCGAUAACGUAUUAUCUCCCUCUCGCGCUGUUGCGAGGGAGACAGCCUAAUUUCGUCACUCUCACGUGAUAUGCUCUCAACCAAUAAAACACUAGAAAAAUGCGACUUUGACUAUUGAUAUAUAAUAAUGUUUAUUAUGCACUCACGCGCACUUAACCAAUCAGUGAUCGUUGAGAGGGUCACGUGCCGAUCCAAUAUUUUACGAUAUUGGACAGGAACCUAUUGGACAGUUGCGAAUCGUGGCUUUUUUCAUGGUUUUUCAACCCUUUUCAGAUGUUUUGUCAAUUCAAACAUACGACAAGCGAUAUGGCAGCAUAAUGAAAAGAAUUUGGGACAUUAAUACAGUUUUUUCUACCAGUUUUGUGUCGCGAAAUUCAUUUGUUUGCAACAUGCAGCCUCGACGUUCCAGGUCAAAUUUCCUUUAAACAUGGAAUUGAGUUUAUUUAUGCACACAUAUUUGUAAAAUAUAUAUAUAUAUAUAUAGUAAUGUUGUCGCUGUAUUAUUUUAUCGCUUAUUGUCAAUUUUUUGUUAUAGAAUUGUUUUGUUCGAUAUAAUAAAACUCUUAUUGGAUUCAUCUUCGCCCAAUAUGGCAAAAUAUUAAGUCUCGACUUCAAUAUUAGGCUCGACCUUCGGUCUCGCCCAAUAUUGAAGUCUCGACCUAAUAUUUUGCCAUAUUGGGCUCAGAAGAAUCCAAUAAGGUAUACUAAUAAGUUGUUUCUAAUAAGUUGGUUCCGAUGUCGCAAGGAACAACUUUUAGCGAUAAAUUAUGAAAUUUAUUGGCUCGCCAACGACUUGCACUGUGCUGUGGAACAUCGCAUAAAUUGCUUUUCCGCGUUUGACGUCAUUACUUGAAAGGUAUUUCAAACACUCAUUAAUAAUUCAUAAGCUUAUUGGCAAAUCAUGUCAACCAUGCAGUGGCUUUAAAUCUGAUAAAACACUCCUAAUUAGUAUUCUUUAUAUAAAGAAUACUAAUAAGGCAGUAUCUAUUGUAGUCGUGUCCUCGUUAGUAUUUUUUAUGUAAAGAAUACUAAUAAGGCAGUAAAUCUAUUGAAUUUGUAGUCGUGUUUGAAGCCGUUUAAUAAACUCGCAGGUCGUGUUUUAUUAGGUCUAAAGCCACUCGCGCUGCGCGCUCGUGGCUUUAAACCUAAUAAAACACUCCUGCUCGUUUAUUAAACAGUACAUUACUGUUGCUAACGGUGGACCGCGGAUGGAACUUUUUGCUAUCCGGCCAAAUACCGAAUAUGCCAGAUAGCUGAAAUAAAUCCGGCCAGAUACCGAAUGGUUUUAAUGAAAGGCUCGGCUUCAUUUAAGAUUCAAUAUAGUUUUAAUUGGUUAAAACGUGAAGAUGUUUAUAAUAUUGUGACUUGAAAUAUGAAAAUGUUUCAAGUAUCCCAAUACCAAUUUCACAAUUGUCAUACUUAUAAAGCACAACUUGCAUGCAGGUUUCGAAAUGUUUCUAAUUUUUUGCCUGUCCAUCGAGACAGCUUGUAAAUGUGUAUUUUUACCUGUCUCCUCCGUUAUUCAGCCUGUACAAUAUUUAUGACAGGCAGUUAUAUUUGAUGUACCUGUACUUACUCUGAAACGAAACACGCACCAACUAUUCUUGCCCAUACAAUGUAAUAAUUGAGUAAUGACGUUUUAAAAAUGAAGUCUUUAAACUUAAUACUUUUGAACAGCUUUUUCCUGCUUGUAUUAGUGCCAGCAUGCGGUUUUAAGGCCCGCACGUGAAUUCUUCCGUUCGUUUUAUGUUCAAGCAAUUUUAGUUCUGUCUGGGUGAUAUGUUAUGUAAAAUACUUUACAUGCCAUUGUUUUUUAUAUUUACACAGAUAAUUUUCGUUUAUUUUACAGGACUGACUUCUUAGUCACUGCCAGCUGUGAUGGUCACGUGAAAUUUUGGAAGAAAACUGAAGAAGGCAUAGAAUUUGUUAAACAUUUCAGGAGUCAUUUGGGUACGGUACAGUACUGUAUAUGGUUACAGAAAGUAGCUUUAGGCGCUGUUGCCACCUGCCUUGCAACUUGCCUCACCUGUCCUCCAAGACAACUCCCCCAGCACCCCUCAUUCAAUGUUGUUCGGUCACAUGCAUUAUUGCUGUGCCAGAUUUCCAGCUAUUAA
This is a messenger RNA of Paramuricea clavata, 7205 nucleotides long. The record is from the annotation of a GenBank genome assembly. NCBI's taxonomy places the organism in Eukaryota, Metazoa, Cnidaria, Anthozoa, Malacalcyonacea, Plexauridae.